This is a messenger RNA of Paramecium tetraurelia, 971 nucleotides long. RefSeq lists its product as uncharacterized. Gene Ontology annotation, cellular component: ribosome. Gene Ontology annotation, biological process: translation. NCBI's taxonomy places the organism in Eukaryota, Ciliophora, Oligohymenophorea, Peniculida, Parameciidae. The transcript has 4 exons. Gene Ontology annotation, molecular function: structural constituent of ribosome. The record is from RefSeq and is a predicted model, not a curated record.
AAUUUAAAAAAUCCAAGAUUUUUAUGAAGUUCAACAUUUCCUACCCUUUGACAGGCGCUUAAAAAACAGUCGAAAUUGAUGAUGACAAGAAAUGCUCAAUAUUCUUCGAUAAGAGAAUGGGACAAGUUGUAGAGGCAGACAACUUAGGUGAAGAAUACAAAGGAUAUGUACUCAAGAUCACUGGUGGUAACGAUAAACAAGGUUUCCCAAUGAGACAAGGAGUCCUAUUCAAGGGCAGAGUGAGAAUCCUCAUGAGAAAGGGACACAAGGGCUACAGACCAAGAAAGGAUGGAGAGAUGAAACGCAAAUCAAUUAGAGGAUGCAUUGUAGGUCAAGACAUCAGAGUACUUGCCUUGUAAGUCGUAAAGAAGGGUGCCAAUGAAAUUGCUGGACUCACAGAUCAAAACGUCCCAAGAAGAUUGGGUCCAAAGAGAUUAACCAAAUUGAGAAGAUUAUUCGGAUUCAAGAAGGCUGAUGGUGUUGCUAUAGUUUAAAAGAAUCUCAUUAGAAGAACAUGGACCACCAAGGAUGGAAAGAAGAGAUAAAAGGCUCCAAAGAUCCAAAGACUCGUCACCGAAUCCAGAUUGAGAAGAAAGACCAUCUAAAAGAAGACAGAAUAAGCCAGAAAGAACCAAAGCCCAAAUAAGCUUUGGAAGCAUAUAAAAAAUUGGCUCAUGAUGUCCAUGAAGCUCACAAGAAGCACAGAAAAGCCUCAUCAGAAAUCAAGGAGAAAGUCAAGGAACAACCAAAAGCCAAAGACACUAAAUAAGUUAAAUCAACCUAAGCAGCUAAACCAACAACAUAAGCUAAGGGUCCUGCUCCAGCCAAAGCAGCUGCUCCAGUUAAAGCAGCAGCCCCAGUUAAGACCACUGCACCAGCCAAGACUGUACCAUAACCAACUCAAAAAGCUCCAACCAAAGCCAAAAAAUGAAAAUGAUAUUAUAAAAUAAAGUACAUUACAUAAAAUAUGA